This is a messenger RNA of Caenorhabditis briggsae, 1530 nucleotides long. It is a transcript of the gene Cbr-lgc-46, whose product is annotated as Protein CBR-LGC-46. The record is from RefSeq and is a predicted model, not a curated record. Gene Ontology annotation, cellular component: membrane; neuron projection; synapse. Lineage: Eukaryota; Metazoa; Nematoda; Chromadorea; Rhabditida; Rhabditidae. The coding region runs from base 1 to 1530 and encodes 509 amino acids. Gene Ontology annotation, molecular function: transmembrane signaling receptor activity; extracellular ligand-gated monoatomic ion channel activity; neurotransmitter receptor activity. The transcript is spliced from 13 exons. Gene Ontology annotation, biological process: chemical synaptic transmission; nervous system process; signal transduction.
AUGCACUAUCUGCAAUUUCUCUCCCUCGCCGUCCUACUGCUUAUGUGUAACGCCAGAAAAUCAGUAUACCGUCGAAACUCGCCGAGUCUGCGUCGACUCACACGAAAUUACGAUUGGGAAGUGGACGAGCAUGGUGCACUACGACCGAUUAUUAAUCCAGCGAAGGUGGAAAGAGCCACAAAAAACUGCGCCAACGAUUCAUUCAUAUUGGGAACGAUAAUGAGCAAUUAUAAUAGGCACAAGAUUCCCGGCGGGCAGGUUGAAGUUUCUGUUGAAGUAUGGGUACAAGAGAUCACAACCAUUUCAGAUAUCACAUCGGAUUUUCAGCUCGACAUCUACAUUUAUGAAACAUGGCAUGAUCCAGCACUGAAUUAUGCAUUUCUGAAUCCAUGUAAAUAUAAUCUAUCAUUGAAUUCGGUCCUUUUGGAGAAGCUAUGGACACCAAAUUCGUGUUUUAUCAACUCAAAAACUGCCGAUAUUCACAAAUCGCCGUUUCCCAAUAUAUUUUUGAUGAUUUAUGCGAAUGGAACUGAAUCUAUUCUAUGGACAAAUUAUCGGCUGAAACUACAAGGACCUUGUAUCAUGGAUCUCACAAAGUUCCCGUUCGACAAUGUGACAUGUUCGCUAACAUUUGAAAGUUUCAACUACAACACAGAUGAAGUGAAAAUGGACUGGUCCGAAAACGGUGUACAAAAAAUGCGAGAUAAAAUGGAACUAGCUGACUACGAACUAGUGGAUAUUCACAAAAUACGAAAUACAGAAGAAUAUCCCGCUGGCUAUUGGCACGAGUUAACAAUGUCCUUUGAGUUUAAACGGCGAGCCGGAUGGUACAUUUUGCAGGCUUAUUUACCCACUUAUCUCACUAUUUGUAUAUCAUGGAUCUCAUUCGCACUUGGCUCAAAAGCCAUUCCAGCUCGAACAAUGCUCGGAGUGAACAGUCUACUGGCAAUGACAUUCCAAUUCGGUAAUAUUAUCAGGAAUUUGCCGAGGGUUUCCUAUGUCAAGGCUAUUGAUGUGUGGAUGCUGUCCUGUAUGACAUUUGUGUUCUGUUCACUCCUCGAACUCGCCUGGGUUGGUUAUUUAUCCCGGGAAGAAGAGCCAACUGCUUCCAAAGGUCUUCCGUGCUCACAAGUUGCUCCAAAACCUGCACAUCCACCGCCUGUUCAACAAUCGGCCAAUUCUACAGUAAUCCGGCGGCAGAAACAGCCCAAAAACGAGGAGGAGAGCGCAUUGCUCAGCCUUCGAGACAACGAUUACGGUUAUAUUCCACCUGGAUUUGGUUUGAAUGGAAAUUUGGCGAGCGCUAUGAAAAGUUUCAGUUCGUCAUGCUCCUGUGAGCCAACAAAUGUGGUCAACAUGAUGCUAGACGAGGCAGAAACGAUUCCAGCAUCUACAUCGUCUUCUUUAUCUCGAAAACAACGUCGUGAAAUUCUUGCUCACAAAAUCGACUCGGUAUCUGUAUUCAUGUUCCCAUUUCUUUUCGUUCUUUUCAAUAUUGCCUAUUGGCAACAUUAUUUACGGGUCAACUGA